This is a messenger RNA of Monoraphidium neglectum, 882 nucleotides long. RefSeq lists its product as hypothetical. The record is from RefSeq and is a predicted model, not a curated record. The coding region runs from base 1 to 882 and encodes 293 amino acids. The transcript is spliced from 2 exons. Gene Ontology annotation, cellular component: membrane. Lineage: Eukaryota; Viridiplantae; Chlorophyta; Chlorophyceae; Sphaeropleales; Selenastraceae.
AUGCGCGCGCAGGUAUCCCAGGUGCUCGCUGCGGCCGAGCCGCAGCAACGCCUGCAACGCGCGGCGCUGCUGCUGCGCCGCGCCGCAGCCAGUGGUGGCGGCGGGCCCAGCCCCACAAGCAGUGUUGACUUUGCGGCGGGCCCUGCGCCCAGCGGCAGCAGUAGGGCCGGCAGCAGUGGCGGCAGCGGCGGCAAUGGUAGGGGCGCGGGGCCCUCCGUCUCUGCUGCGGCUGCGAGCGCUGCGGUGGCCCCGACGGCCGCAGCGCCCGAAGCGGCCAGCACCAGCGGCGGAGGGGCCGCGGGCGACCAGCAGCAGCAGCAGCAGCAGCAGCAGCAGCAGCAGCAGCAGCAGCAGCAGCAACAGCGCUCGUCCCACGGCGGCCGCGACGCGUCCCUGCUCUCCAUCGAGGAGCAGGAGCGCGAGCUGCAGCUCGUGACCACCGACCUGCCGCGCACCGAGUCGCGCCUCGAGACGCUCGCGCUGUGGGUCGGCGCCGCCGUCGCGUUCGGCGGCGGCGUCUGGUACGUCCAGGGGGCUGAGAAGGCGCAGGAGUUCUUCGCCGGUUACCUGCUGGAGCAAUCCCUAUCCGUGGACAACCUGUUUGUGUUUGUCCUCGUGUUCAAUUACUUCAAGACCCCGGUGGUGCACCAGCCUAAGGUCCUCUCCUACGGCAUCGCCACCGCCGCCGUGCUGCGGCUCGUGAUGAUCAUGCUGGGCACAGAGCUGGUGCAGCGGUUCGAGCCCGUGCUGCUCGUGUUUGCGCUGGUGCUGCUGUGGAGCGCGUACGGGCUGCUCGUCAGCGAGGAGGAGGAUGACGAGGACCUGAGCAACAACAACGUGAGUGGCGGCGGGGCGCAGCGGCGGGGGGCGCCUGCUGUCUAG